Microdochium trichocladiopsis is the source of this 1041-nucleotide messenger RNA. RefSeq lists its product as uncharacterized. The record is from RefSeq and is a predicted model, not a curated record. Bases 1 to 1041 code for a protein of 346 amino acids. Lineage: Eukaryota; Fungi; Ascomycota; Sordariomycetes; Xylariales; Microdochiaceae. The transcript has 4 exons.
AUGGCACCAGCUUACUUGAUCGGCAGUUGGAUGGUCCUGGCUGGCCACGUGCUCGCCAGCGCUGGUCACCACCACCACGCCCAUCUUCACCAUGCUCGCCACCUCCCAAUUAGCCCGCUUCCUGUGCCAACCGAGGUCCUUGACUUCGGCCGGGCGGCCCAGACAACAUCGCCAGCCACACUCGGCGACAGCUGCGGCGAGGUCAACGACGCCAUUGUAGGCUGUGCCGACAUCAUCCCCAACUUCGACAAGGCGGAUGCCCAGCAGAUUGGACAGUGCUUGUGCUGUGAUGGGACUAAAUACCGGCCGAAGGUGUUCGACGGCAAGGCUGCUCAGUGUGCAUCCUACAUCAAGGGCCUCGCCCCUCAGUCCACGGAUGCCAUAAACCAAUGGGCCGGACUGGCAAGCUUCUGUGGUCCGGGAGGCCCGGAGGGCAACAUGGCUGGGGUGUGCACGAAGACUUAUAGCUACAAGUCAAAGGCUCCCGAAACAAUCGCUGCUGUCGGACCUGCCGUCACCGCCUCAGUAGCACCGGCUUGUCUGUCACUGCAGGCCAUCGGAGCAUCGUGCAUGAAGGAGACACCAGGCUUCGGAUCCCUGCCGGCAAAGUCGCAAGCUGAAUGCUACUGUUACUCCUCCACCAAACAGACAACGACCUGGAUCCCAGGCCACCUUGACAACUUUGCCAACAAGUGUGCCAACUGGGCAUCAGGCGCAGGGCAGAGUUCUCUCGGCAGUGCCGCUUCGCACCUGGUUGGAUUCUGCUCGAGCCUGGGCGACUUUUUGGGCUCCGAGGCCCCUUCUGUGAUGGCUGCCGCUGCCACCCCGACCCUGGGAUUAGCCGGUCAUACUACAUCAGCACCGGUCAACGAGCAGCCAGUCGCAGCCAUGUUGGAGACAUCAGCACCUGCGAGAACCGGCCCUACCGUGUCCGAGUCGCUGGCUCUGCCCACGACAACCAGUGGUGCCAUCACUCUCGGCAGACCCGCGUCUUGGGUCCUCUGUGCCGGCGCAGUUUCAUUGGCAUUGUUCGGAUGGUAA